AUGACCUAUUUGGUGGCCCACUACCUGUCAGCCCAAGCAGCUCCAAGCCAUGAGACCCCCAGCCAGUUCUUGCAGGGUCUGUCAUUGCCACGGGGUGAGGAAGCCUUCAAGCGGAAAGUGCUUUGGGGUACCCUCCUGGGGGUUGGCUUCCUUCCCCCUCUGGCCUUGGCAACGGGGACCUUCACCCUGGGGGUCCUGGGUCCCUGGGACUGUGACCCCAUCUUUGCCCAGGCCUUGCCCAAUGUAGCCGCCCAGCUGGCUGUGGACCGAGCUAACCGAGACCCCGCCCUGUUGCCGAACUCACGGCUGGAUUCGGUGCUCCUUCCCACCGGCUGUGACGCACCUCGGGCCCUGGCCACGCUCCUGGCCCACAAAGACCACAUAGCUGCGUUUGUGGGCCCUGUCAACCCUGCUUACUGCUCAGCUGUGACCCUCCUGGCCCAAGGCUGGGGGAAGACCCUCUUCUCCUGGGUGUGCGGAGCAGAGGGAGGAGGGGAGCUGGUGCCCACCUUGCCUUCAGCUGCCCAUGUGCUGCUGUCCAUCCUGAGACACUUUGGCUGGGCCCGAGUGGCCAUCGUGUCUGCCCACCAGGACAUCUGGGUGGCCACGGCCCGGCAGGUGGCCACGACUUUCAGAAUGCACGGACUGCCUGUAGGGCUGGUGACUUCUCUGGGACCAGGGGAACAGGGGGCCACCGAGGUCCUGAAGCAGCUGGGCAGCAUGGAUGGCCUCAAAGCUGUGGUGCUGUGCAUGCACUCAGCGCUGCUGGGCGGCCUGGAGCAGACGGCCCUGCUGAGCCUCGCGGUGGCCGAGGGCCUGGCCGACGGGCGGCUCGUCUUCCUGCCCUACGACACGCUGCUGUUCUCCCUGCCCUAUCGCAACCGCUCCUACGCGGCCCUGGGGGACAGGGGACCCCUGCAGCAGGUCUACGACACUGUGCUCACUGUCAGCCUGGAGUCCAGCCCCACCCACGCUGUCUUCACCGCUGCCCGGGCUGGGGGCGAGGGGGCUGCCCUGCUGGAGCCGGAGCAGGUGUCCCCACUCUUUGGAACCAUCUAUGAUGCUGUGAUCUUGCUGGCCCAUGCCCUGAACCGCUCUGAGAGCCAGGUGGCAGGAACGUCAGGGGCCCACCUGGGGAGCUACACAGGGGGUCUGGACGUGGAUGGCUUUAGCCAGAGGAUCCGGACAGAUGAGCAGGGCCGGAGGCUGGCCCAGUAUGUCAUCCUGGACACAGAUGGUUGGGGAAGCCAGCUGGUCCCCACUCACAUCCUGGAUGCGGGCACGUGGCAAGUGCGGCCCUUGGGCAGAGCCAUACACUUCCCAGGAGGGGCCCCCCCAGCUCGUGACUCUGGCUGCUGGUUUGACCCCAAUAGGCUCUGCAUGCAAGGUACGCAGCCCUUGGGCAGCCUCCUGGCCCUGGUCCUGGCCUGUGUCCUGGUGCUGGCUGGCGGGGCCCUCACCUGCCUCAUCAGGUUUGGUGUCCAGCAGCUGCGGCUGGUGCGAGGACCCCAUCGGGUUCUGCUGACAACCCAGGAGCUCACCUUCAUCCAUCGGCCCCCGAGCAGCCGGAGGCUGCACGUGGACAGCACAAGUGAGUCUCGAAGUGUGGCAGAGGGCGGGAGCCUGAGGUCAGUGGCCCAGGGGUCAAUGAGGAGCCUGCUGGCCUCUCAGGAGCCCACCAACGUGGCCCUGUACCAGGGAGACUGGGUGCGGCUGAAGAAGCUUGCUGCUGGCACAGCCCCGGAGCUGCGGCCCAGUUCCCUCAGCCUCCUCCAGCAGAUGCGGGAGCUACGGCAUGAGAAUGUCGCCGCCUGCCUGGGCUUCUUUGUGGCCCGUGGGGUUAGUGCCCUGGUGCUGGAGCACUGCUCCCGGGGCAGCCUGGAGGACCUACUUCAGAACGAGGCCCUGAGACUGGACUGGACCUUCAAGUCCUCCUUGCUGCUGGAUUUGAUCCGAGGUGUGCGGUACCUACACCAUCGGCAUCUCCCCCAUGGCCGCCUCAAGUCUCGCAACUGUGUGGUGGACGGGCGCUUUGUGCUGAAGGUCACGGACCACGGCUAUGUGGAGCUCCUGGAAGCACAGCGGGCCCCCUGCGCCCAGCCAGCCCCCAAAGAGCUGCUGUGGACAGCGCCUGAGCUGCUACGGGCACCCGAGGGGCUCAGGCGCGGCACUCUCAAAGGGGACACCUUCAGCCUGGCCAUCAUCAUGCAGGAGGUUCUGACCCGAGGCCCGCCCUAUGGCUCCUCAGGUUUCUCUGCCGAAGAAAUCAUCAGGAAGGUGGCGUCUCCCCCUCCCCUGUGCCGGCCCCUGGUGCCCCCCCACCACGGCCCCCCGGAGUGCAUCCAACUGAUGGAGCAGUGCUGGGCGGAGGCUCCGGAGGACAGACCUAGCCUGGACCAGAUCUACAACCAGUUCAAAAGCAUCAACCAAGGCAAGAAAACUAGUGUGGCGGACUCUAUGCUCCGGAUGCUGGAGAAGUACUCCCAGAACCUGGAGGACCUGGUCCAGGAGCGGACUGAGGAGCUGGAGCUGGAAAGACAGAAGACGGAACGGCUGCUGUCGCAGAUGCUUCCUCCAUCGGUGGCCGAAGCUCUGAAAAUGGGGGCAACUGUGGAGCCCGAGUACUUCGAACAGGUUACCAUAUACUUCAGUGACAUUGUGGGGUUCACCACCAUCUCCGCCCUGAGUGAGCCCAUUGAGGUGGUGGGCUUGCUCAACGACCUCUACACACUGUUCGAUGCCGUCCUGGGCAACCAUGAUGUGUAUAAGACCCUGGAAGAGGGCCUGGGACAGAGAAGGCGCUCAGGAAAGGUUGUGGAAGCAGGACUGGAGUCAGCAGGGCCAUGUGUGGCAGGCGUCGUGGGCCUCACCAUGCCUAGGUAUUGCCUCUUUGGGGACACCGUCAACACUGCAUCCCGGAUGGAGUCCACGGGGCUGCCCUACAGAAUUCACGUCAGCCGAAACACCAUGCAGACCCUGCUUGGCUUGGACGAAGGCUACAAAAUCGACAUCAGGGGUCAGACGGAGCUAAAGGGGAAGGGCUUCGAGGAGACCUACUGGCUGGUGGGGAAGGCGGGCUUCCCCAGAUCCCUCCCCACACCUUUGGACAUCAAACCUGGAGACCCCUGGCAGGACCUCAUAAACCAGGACAUCAAGGUGGCCUUUGCCAAAGCCCGACAGCGCAUGGCCAGGACCCGGAGCUCAGGAAAGGCCUCCACCCAGCCCUGA
Molecule: messenger RNA, 3228 nt
Organism: Echinops telfairi (small Madagascar hedgehog)
Lineage: Eukaryota; Metazoa; Chordata; Mammalia; Afrosoricida; Tenrecidae
Product: guanylate cyclase D-like
Exons: 19
Coding region: 1-3228 (1075 amino acids)
Biological process (GO): protein phosphorylation; receptor guanylyl cyclase signaling pathway; cGMP biosynthetic process
Molecular function (GO): ATP binding; guanylate cyclase activity; protein kinase activity
Source: RefSeq, a predicted model, not a curated record